This is a messenger RNA of Oppia nitens, 1047 nucleotides long. RefSeq names its product cyclin-D-binding Myb-like transcription factor 1. The transcript is spliced from 4 exons. The coding region runs from base 1 to 1047 and encodes 348 amino acids. The record is from RefSeq and is a predicted model, not a curated record. Gene Ontology annotation, molecular function: DNA-binding transcription factor activity, RNA polymerase II-specific; RNA polymerase II cis-regulatory region sequence-specific DNA binding. Lineage: Eukaryota; Metazoa; Arthropoda; Arachnida; Sarcoptiformes; Oppiidae. Gene Ontology annotation, biological process: regulation of transcription by RNA polymerase II. Gene Ontology annotation, cellular component: nucleus.
AUGAAUAGAAAACAAUACAAACGAUACGGUUUUGUGGUCACAGAUUGUGAUUACGAUAAGUGUAAUAAAAGAUUUAAAAACAAUUACAACAAAUUUGUUAAUAAUAAUAAUAAUAACAAUUCAGACAAUUAUGAGAAGAGUCAGACAUUUAUUGACAAAGAAGUGUUAAAUCAAUCAAUUGAUCGACAAAUAAAUGACAAACAAUUUAGUAAACAAGAGAUAGAAAUACUGAGAGGAAAUUGGGAUCAAUAUUGUGUUGACUAUAAUUGCGAUGAAAUAAUGAAAACACGUUUAUUGGGUUACUUUGCUUACAGCAAGAGGUAUACCAGAAAUGAUAGGAAAAAGUUUCGGGAAUUUAUGAGAAGCACACAGUUUUAUCUGCGAUUAGCCAAUGGUUUGCCUAACCGUACACUGAAUAGUAUAUAUAGAAAUGCAAGGAUUAGAUUUCAUUCAUUGAAAUAUAAGAAAGAUUUAUCCGAUGAUAUUAUUAAUAAUAUGAAACAUUAUUAUCUAAUAUUUGGUAAAAAAUGGACACAAAUUGCCGAAAAAUUAAUGUGUUAUCCGGCUACUAUUAUGGAGCAUUAUAAAAUUAAUUACAAUAAAAAUGGUGAACCAUAUGAUAUGGGAAACUGGAGUGUAGAUGAAGACAAACAACUAUUGGAUGCAAUGAGACGAGUGAGUUACUAUCAAAUACGUAAUCAUUGGUUAGCAAAACUUCGGUGGUCAAUAGCCCAAUGGAACCGUUUGGAGGACAGUUGGACACAAAAAGACACCGCAAGACUAAUAUAUUGUUUGUUUAAAUAUGAAUUCACAGACGAAUUAGCCAUAGAUUGGGAUGUAAUAAAGGAAAGGUUUGCAAAUAUUUCGUCGUUUAAUGCAUUGAUGAGAAAUUGGCGUUUAAUUAAACAAACGGUUCCCUCAUUUGAAUUUAAAUCUUAUAAAGAGAUUAUUGAUUUUCUUUACGACAACUUUUUGCCGCAAUUUAUCACUAAUAAUGAUAAAGGUAUUGACUAUUUGAAAGAAUUUGAAUUGUUUUUCAAUGAUUAA